AGGUGCUAGGUGAUGAGUUCUGAGAACAACCGUGGGAUCGUGCUAUGUUUUCUGAUCUACAUUGUGCUCUGUGCUACAAUUGUCUCCAUCAUUGAGAGACCAUGGCUUAUUGUACCUCUAGGAACACCAAUGAAUAUCAGCGCAGAAAACUUCCCCAAAGGAAGCUUCCAGACAGCUGAAGAUCAGAUUAAAGCGGAGGAGAUCAGUAACAUAACAUUCGAUGCUAUUUUACCUGGAUAUUGUGGUAUUAGUGGAGUCUGCUAUCCCUUUAAAGAUGGAAGUCCCCUCAUAAAAUACUUCUCACCUGGUUCCACCCAAUGUGAGCGGAUAGACCCCAUCCUCUACUUUACAAAUAAGGAAGAGUUCACCUUCAACGUGGUACAUCAUGUCCCGCUGUACCUUGCCAUUGCGGGAUCUGUGUUUCUCCUGUUUACCUGGGUUAUUGGGAUUUGCUCGUGUUGCAACGAGAGCUGUGGACACUGUACUAUCUACUCCGUUAUAGCUGUAAUGUUAACUUUCUCGACGUCUCUAUUUUUGGCCGGUGGUUUGAUGUUCUUUAUCUUUGGAAAUGACGACGACAGUUGUGUCAAGAGGAUUUGUGGGUCCGUUUCCUCUACAUUCGAUUUCGGGCACUGCGAGCUAGGCUGGAGUAUGUUUGUGGCAGCUGGAGGUCUACUGUUUGGAUACAUUGUUGCUAUCCUCUCCUGCGUGCUCGCUGCCAAGACCCCACUCUCUCGCAAAGAGACAAGUAACCAGGUCAUCGAAGUUCAGCCAGCUCCGAGGAGAGAUGGUCAGAUGAUCACUAGUCGAGCUUGAGAGAAAAAGAGAUAUGCAUUUCCAAAGAACAGUUUGAGAAACAAAAUGUGUACAAAUGUGACCUUAGUCGGUGACCAGAGUAAAAAGGGAAAUGAGCGCUUGUUUCCGGGACAAUGAUAAUUCAAGCCAAAUAUGAUAUAAGGAUGUUUAUUUCCUUGUUGAUGAUUAAUAAUUAUUGUUAUGAUGAUAUUGUUAUUUGAAUUCUCAUAUUA
Bolinopsis microptera is the source of this 1028-nucleotide messenger RNA. RefSeq lists its product as uncharacterized. The transcript has 6 exons. Gene Ontology annotation, cellular component: membrane. Lineage: Eukaryota; Metazoa; Ctenophora; Tentaculata; Lobata; Bolinopsidae. The record is from RefSeq and is a predicted model, not a curated record. Bases 13 to 816 code for a protein of 267 amino acids.